This is a messenger RNA of Ylistrum balloti, 7199 nucleotides long. Its product is annotated as twinkle mtDNA helicase-like. The record is from RefSeq and is a predicted model, not a curated record. Gene Ontology annotation, cellular component: mitochondrion. Gene Ontology annotation, molecular function: single-stranded DNA binding; 5'-3' DNA helicase activity; ATP binding. The transcript has 13 exons. The coding region runs from base 437 to 3211 and encodes 924 amino acids. Gene Ontology annotation, biological process: mitochondrial DNA replication. NCBI's taxonomy places the organism in Eukaryota, Metazoa, Mollusca, Bivalvia, Pectinida, Pectinidae.
UAAUUGUCCUACUUUAUCAAAAGGUGUAGUUCCACAGCCUGAACUACCCUUACAAGCUUUUCCAGUUUUAAACAAAAGUAGAGUAGAUGGGAACCAUUCAAGGUAUUGUGUUUUGCAGUCAAGAAAGAAGACUUCAGCCUCUGCUGCUUCUAGUGGAGCUGUUUUGGGACAGGUUUGUCCGCCAACUUUGGCAUUUCCAUCAAAACUGCCUCCGACUUGGUCAGUUGUCAGGUACUAUCUUCUUAAAGACAAAAGAGAUGCACAGAGCAGCCGUUGUGAUUCAAGAAAAAAGUUGAUAGAAGGUCUCCAUCCGCUUACUGAUGUGAACUCAGAAUUCCAAGUAAAUACCGAUGCCAAAAGGAGAAUUUAUAAAUCAAAAUUGCGAUACUUGUCAUCAACACAACUUGGAUACAGAGAUGGAGCUACAUGUACUUUGAUGGCAUAUGUCAAGCCUGUUAAUUCAUCCAGGCUAUUUCACAGUUCUUCUAAUCUGUUGAAAUCUGAUGACAUCACUUUUGAAGACAAUUUAUCUUGCACGAGGGAAUGUGCUGCGUCUGAAGAUGGCUUUGUUUCAAGAAAUACAAAAGAGAUUACAGUAGGUAAAGAAGACACACCUAGUACUGCAAAAAGUCAAUGUGAAGACAUGAAAUGCAGAAAUAAUGAUUCCCACUCACUGAAUCUGAAUCAGGACUGGCCUCGUACAUUUGAAGACAAAAUGUCUCAGAAAGGAAACGAAAAAAUAUGCUCCAUUUCUGCAAAUGGAACUGUUGAAGAAAGAACAAGUGAUUGUUUUGUUGUCUCACCUUACAUUGAGGAAAGUGGAACAAGAAUGGAUACACCAAUAUCAAGUUUAGAAUUAAACAAAAAUGAUACUGUUCAAGAAGAGAAGACCAUUGGCAAGGUAUUGGAUGAUUUAGAUGUAGUAGGUACAGAAAAUGGAAAGCACAAAUCAGUAAGGGGAAAACCUCCCAUUUUACCACCUGGAAAUGAAUUAACGGCAGAUUGUAAUUUAUUGCAGGAAAGAAAAACAAAAAAGGACAAAGAAAAAGAUGAAAAAGUGACAGGGGAGGAAAAAAUUGGAAGUCUUUCCCAGAAAGUUGUGAAGGAAGAGAUGAAAUGGCUGAAAAAUCCAGAGUCAAUGUUGUUCAUGGAGAGAAAACCUUCAUUCAAUGAAAUGGAAGAACAUUUACGUUAUGGUGGAAUGUUAAAGAUGGUGGAGAAUAUACCAUCCAAUGUUAUUGAUGCAGCAGUCAAGUAUGGUCUGAAACCUAUGGCUGAGGGCUACACCUGUCUGAUUACACGGUGUCCAAAGCUGUCAAAGCAAAAGAGAGCCAAAAAAGGGAAUCUGUACAUCAAUGCUACCUCUGGCCAUUUCCAGUGUGAUGAAUGUCAGCACAGGGGCACCUGGUCUGCUCUUCAGCUUAACUUAGAAGACAUGCAGAAACUCAAGGGCAAAUCCAGGGCGGAUCACCCAUGCAUGGCAGCAGUCCAAGGAGCAGUUCCCCUGAAACAGGGUACAAGUGAAGUGGAAAGAUAUCUCAACGAGGGAGUUCUACUGAAACAACUGGAGAAAAUUGAGCUGGAACUGGUCCAGGAGAUGUUUGAAUGUUAUAAUCUAUCUUUAUCUACCUUAAUGAAUUAUGAUAUAAGAUAUCAUCAUGAUGACCAAGCACUCCUGCUUCCGUAUUACUUGCCAGACAAGACCUUAAUCAGCGUUAAAAAACUCACAUGUCAGUCGCUGGAAGAUAUCGAUAGCUUUGAGGUUUCACAGGAAUUCAUGUCCACAUCUGGAAAGUCUCACCUGUUUGGCUGGAACCAGAUUUCCAUGAAGGACAAAUCCGUAAUCCUCACCGCCAGUGAAUUUGACGCCAUGGCUAUCACAGAGGUCACAAAAAAUAAAGCUUUAGCUCUUCCCAUGGGUAUCUCUUCCACACCCAUUGAGUGCUUACCUGACCUAGAAAGAUUCACGAAGAUCCUACUGUGGUUUGAGAACGACCUGUUAUCUUGGAAAUCAGCAAAAGCAUUUGCCAGGAAACUGAAUGGUGCCAGGUGCUACAUAAUCAGGCCAAGUGUUGAAAACCCUGGUCCCUAUAGAGCCCUACAGCAGGGCCUGUCUAUACAAAAGAUCAUAAACAAUGCACAUCAGAUCAUGCAUGAGUCUAUUAUUGGAUACUCGGAUAUGAAAAGUGAGGUUUACUCUGAAUUGGCCAAUCUGAAGUUGGUGGCCGGAACAGAGUGGAAGCGGUACAAGUCUCUAAACACUAUUCUGAAAGGUCACCGUCGCGGGGAGUUGACUGUAGUCACAGGCCCUACGGGAUCUGGAAAAACAACCUUUAUUAGCGAGUAUUCACUUGACCUUUGUGAAGCAGGGGUUAGGACGUUGUGGGGAAGUUUUGAGAUCUCCAAUGUAAAACUUGCUAAAGUGAUGCUCACACAGUUUGCAAAGAAGAACCUAUCAACCCAUAUAGGUGAAUUUGACUUUUGGUCCAAAGAGUUUGAACAAUUGCCACUGUUUUUCAUGACAUUUCAUGGCCAUCAGGCAAUUCAAAGGGUCAUUGAUGCAAUGACCCAUGCUGUGUAUGUCCACGACAUUGAGCACAUCGUCGUUGACAACCUUCAGUUCAUGAUGGGAGUUAUGGAUAAUGACAAGUUUAAUAUGCAGGAUCGUAUUAUUAGCAGUUUCAGAAAUUUUGCUACAACCAUGAACUGUCACAUCACUGUCGUCAUUCACCCACGUAAGGAAAAGGAAGAGGAACUAUGUACAGCCUCUGUAUUUGGUUCAGCUAAAGCCACCCAGGAAGCUGAUAAUAUACUUAUUCUUCAGGACCGAAGGAAGACCAAUCCACGUGCAGGAAAAUACAUACAGAUUGUGAAAAACAGAUUUGAUGGAGAUUUAGGAAAGAUGAUGUUAAAGUUUGAUAAAGAAACAUACACUUUUGCUAACAAGGAAGUGGACACAGAACAGAUAUCUAGGAAACAGUACAGUCAGCAGGAUUCUACAGUAAAGCCUACUGAUGGUAGUGAUGGUCAAACCAUGGAUAUGAUAUAUUCACAGAAUCAACAAGAUAGUGAACCAUGGGAGGCCAAUUCUCCACCUGAUCCUGCUGUGAAAAGAUUUAAAAAUGGCUCCUUAUUUCCGGCUAAAGAUUUGGAUGAAACCGAACCAGGGAUGAAUGAGGGGGACAAUACUAUGACAUAUACUUCAUACUGAUUGUUUUGUAUACUUUUUUGUCAGUUUAGAGGUUUACAGAUUAUAAAGUGAAAGUGAUGGCCAGUUUACAGUUUAUCAAGUGAAAGUGAUGGCCAGUUUACAGUUUAUCAAGUGAAAGUGAUGGCCAGUUUACAGUUUAUCAAGUGAAAGUGAUGGCCAGUUUACAGUUUAUCAAGUGAAGAUGAAGAAUUUUCAUUCCUGGUGAUAAUGUAUUUUCUAUCAGCAUGUUUAAUAGCUCAUAUUUCAUAUUGUUUUAUAUGAGAACAAAAUGUGGAAGGCAUCAUUUACAUUAUUGAUAUUGAUGAUGAUUUUGUGACCGUUCCUAUUAAAGAUUUAAAACACAGAAUUUGUAAUGUUUUCAAAGGGCAAAACUUAAAACUGUUUGUUCAUUACAUUACUGCUAUCCAUUUUUGGUGGCAGGUAUCACGUGUUUCAGUGCAUGACAAUGAAUACAUUUGAAGACAGAGUUAUUUUAAUGUCAGAAUGUAUUUGGUUUUCAAUUCCCUUUAGUUUAUUAAGUGCUAUAUACUUAUCUAUAUAUAUUAUUUCUUAUCUUUACCUUCACUUUUCUGUUUUUCGUCUGGAAUCUAGUGCCUUAUUGUAAGUUGAGAGACAUUUGUUAAACUGGGGCCUAUUAGUAAAUAACUGGGCAAAGUUGGAGAAUUAAUUAGUUUUCAUCCAUUUGCCUGAGAGGACUUGUGGGUUUUAGAUUCCAUUGUCCAAGUAUUGUUGAGUGUUUCAUCUACUAAUUUUUUUAAAUUUUUUAUUGUUAGAAGUCAUAAAUGUACAAAAAAAAAUUUCAUCCAGGGAGAAGUCAUGAUUGUACAAAAGGAAUUUUCAUUGUGGGAGAAGUCAUUAUUGUUCAAAAGGAAUUUUCAUUCAGGGAGAAGUCAUUAUUGUACAAAAUGAAUUUUCAUCCAGGGAGAAGUCAUGAUUGUACAAAAGGAAUUUUCAUUGUGGGAGAAGUCAUUAUUGUUCAAAAGGAAUUUUCAUUCAGGGAGAAGUCAUUUGUACAAAAGAAGUUUUUAUCCAGGGAGAAGUCAUUAUUGUACAAAAUGAAUUUUCAUCCAGGGAGAAGUCAUUAUUGAACAAAAGAAGUUUUUAUUUUGGGAGAAGUCAGUAUUGUACAAAAAAAUUCAUUCACUUUCAUUGUUUAAAGUCUAUAAUAAUAUACAAGUACAUAGCUGAUUUACAAUAUUCAUUAUGUUUUCAUGAAAUAUAUUCCUAUGUAUUAAAACAAAGAUAAUUACUCAGUAAAGGAAGUAAUGAUUUAUAAUAUGGAAUGAAGGAAGAGAAGAAUGAAGGUGAACACAGCUCAAAUCUGUUUACUGCUAAAUUAUUAAGAUGUUAAAAUAUGCUUAAAAAUCGUUCAUUUUUGUGAAGACAAGUACAAUCAGGUUUUUUUAUGAUAAAAAUUGCACCAGUUACAGAUUUAAGCCUACAGGGCACAGUUUGGAAAGAAAAAAGAGAUGAAAGGUUGGUUCUUGUUUUCUGAAUGAAUGUCUGCAAGUGUGUUCAUUACAAUUUAAAACAAGAAAUUUUUCUCGUCAUUUGAUUUAAGAUUCUCUCUUUUCUCAUUCCAUCUGCAAAACCCCUAUAGAAUUUCCCUCUGAUUAUACUGCAGCAUAGUUUAACAAGCAUAAAGACUUCAGCAUGUAUCAGUGUACGAAUGAACCACGAUGACUCCGUUGAGACCAUGAGAGUGUUGACCUAUAUAACUUGAGGUGAUGAUCAGAGGUGCUUAGUUUGACACUCUGGUCCCAUGGUGGUUUGUGUUUUUCAGGCAGCAGUGCUGUAAUGGUUCUGUCCUUGAGUAAGAAAUUGCUCCGGUUGGGCCUUUCAUAUACUGUUCAGUGAGGUAACUAUCAGCUACUACAAUAAGGACUCUCCCUCAGAAUGGCCCUGGCUGUUCCUUGGUGAUAAACCCAGUAAACAAAGUAUCAGUUGUUUACACUGUCAGUUAUAUAGUUACCUCAUAUUGUAUCUUAUAGUAUAUCACCUUAUUGUGUCGGCUGCAGAGCUGGCGGACACUUAGGGAUCACUUUGUCUGUAGUCACGGGGCGGCGGCAUCUGUACUAAAGUUUACUAGACUUUUUUUCAGUUAUGCUUUGAUUUAUCAAAGUGAAAUUUGGCAAUUGGCUUUUUGUUGCAAGGGUACAGAUCAAUUUGAUUCCUGGCUGUCUGUUAACCUUUUUGCCUGAGUUAUGCCCCUUUGAACUUAGAAAAUUCUCUGGGAAUAUUGUUUUCUUGACUUUCUUUCGUUAUGCUUUGAGUUAUAGAAAUGACAUUUUCUAUAUGCUGUCUGUGACCCUUCUUGGCUGAGUUAUGCCCCUUUAUGCUUCAAGUUAUAGAAAUGGAAUUUGGUAUUACAACUUUAUGUUUGUCACUUUAUGCAGGCGACACUCUUGUACAUUAUCUUCCUAUUUCUUGCUUUCUCCUACUUUAGUGUUACUAUUUUAAGACACUGACCUUGCUUUAUAUGUCCUAUUUGACUUAUCCUAUUACUUAUGUAUACAUAUUGAUGUAGAUCUACAAAACAUAUUUGACGGCUAUUAUAUCCCCUAUAACAAAGUUUGUCUGCAGGAUCCUGUAUGGACAAGUCUUCCUAUACUUUUUUUAAAACAUUUUUUAUGAGAUUUUGGAUGUAGUCAUCACACUCUGGUAUUGUGUACUUAUUGUUUUGCCACUUUAUCUUGUAUAAUGAUAAACCAAUAAAUUAGUGUUAAGGGAACUUUAUUGUGUCAGUCAGCCAUAUUGGAAACAAUUCUGUGUUAUAUUCAUGGUCAUGUAAAACUCUUAUUUUUGAAUUUUAAUCAGAUUCACUUCAAUAUGUGUGCGGUAGAAUUAAAGAAAUAGAAUAUAUUUCUGUUAUUUUGGUGUUGAGUAGGAAAAUGAUAUUUCCAUGUAUUUUUGAUCCUGCAAAGGAGAACAAUAUUGCUGUGUAAUUUUGAUACUGAAUAUGAUAUUAUAGAAUAUUCAGAAUAUUUUUUUUACAUCAAACUAGUUUGAUUUAGAACAAGGUUUAAAUACCUAGUUCAAAAUUAGAAAAGAUAUAUAAAAGGAUCCUUAGUGUUGUGUAGCAUGGAAUUUAUUCAACUAAUUAAUUUAUCUUUUGAUAUGUCAACAUUCAGUUGAGUAUAUAUACAUAUAUGUAUAUAUAUCACAGAUGUCUAAAACACAAGGCCUUGUUUCUACCAUACCUCAAUUUAUUUGAUAAAUGACAAAUUCACACUGCGUUGAUGUCAUUAUAAUAUUUUAUUUUAUUUCACCCGUGAUUUACCAGAAAAUAUCAACUUUAUCACUGGAUUGAGUGGUGAAGUAAGAGAGUUUAAAAUACAUCAAUAAUGUUAGAAUAUUGUGGUGAGCAGCUGAUUGAAAAUAACACAUUCACCAAGUGUAAUAUAAUUGGAAUAUGAAAGUAAUGACCAAUUUAUAGACUUUCCCCAACAUAGAAAGUAUUUCCUAUGUUUUCAUUUCAUCAAACCUGCAAUAGGUUCAAAUAAGAAAAAAAUGGUUUCUCGUUUUAACGAUUGAUUAAUUAGUAUGAGGAAACAUCAAUAACAGUGCAGAGGAAGUGGUAUUGACUCUCUCUCACACAGUAUUCAAUAGGAAGUUAUGUAUUAUUAUUUUAUGACAUAACUCGAUUUUAUGAGAAAAAUUGGAAAAAUAGAAAAAUAGUUGAUGCUGUCUGAAUCAAUUGCUGCUGGUUUUUAUCAAUUCUGUAACAUCUUUAUGUUUCGGAAACAUGUUAAGGAAUUGAUAAAAACACAGAAACAUGCAAUGUAAAAGUAUCUAUUUGUAGUGUGUAUAAAAAUGAUACCACAUGUUAUAAAAAUAUUGUGAAGUUAAUCUCUAUGACUUCAUUGUCUGUAAAUCACAAAAUAAUACACAGAUAUUGUUUGUUGUUUGUGUAGAGCUGAAACAGAGUGACCACACACACCACCAUUGUACUAAGCCAGUCUGUUUUUUGUUAUCAUUAUGUUUUGAA